GCGCGGAGCCGGCGGGACCUGGGCUGGCGCAGGCGGGAGCUGAGGUGGCUGCGUUAGCGCGCUGGGGAACCCCUGCCCUCUUCGCGGAGAGUGGCUGCUAGCGGGGACUGAAGGCCGGGAGCCCACCCUGGCCCGCGUCGGUGCCCGGGGCUAGCGUGCGGCCCUAGAGUCGAGUGGGGCAAGGGAGCCGGUGGCCGCCGAGGCGGGACCGGGAAACUUUUCUGGGCUCCUAGGCGCGCUCUGUAGCCGCGCUCCAUGCUCCGGCCGCGGUCCGAACCCCAGACCCGCCGCUGACGGCGCCCUCCGCUCCGGGCAGGGCCCAUGCCCUGCGCGCUCCGGGGGUAGUAGGCUGCCGCCGAGCCGGGGCUCCGGGAGCCGGCGGGGGCGCCGCGGCUGUGCGGGGCGUCAAUGGAUCGCCACUCCAGCUACAUCUUCAUCUGGCUGCAGCUGGAGCUCUGCGCCAUGGCCGUGCUGCUCACCAAAGGUGAAAUUCGAUGCUACUGUGAUGCUGCCCACUGUGUAGCCACUGGUUAUAUGUGUAAAUCUGAGCUCAGCGCCUGCUUCUCUAGACUUCUUGAUCCUCAGAACUCAAAUUCCCCACUCACCCAUGGCUGCCUGGACUCUCUUGCAAGCACGGCAGACAUCUGCCAAGCCAAACAGGCCCGAAACCACUCUGGCACCACCAUGCCCACAUUGGAAUGCUGUCAUGAAGACAUGUGCAAUUACAGAGGACUGCACGAUGUUCUCUCUCCUCCCAAGGGUGAGGCCUCAGGACAAGGAAACAGGUAUCAGCAUGAUGGUAGCAGAAACCUUAUCACCAAGGUGCAGGAGCUGACUUCUUCCAAAGAGUUGUGGUUCCGGGCCGCAGUCAUUGCUGUGCCCAUUGCUGGAGGGCUGAUUUUAGUGUUGCUUGUUAUGUUGGCCCUGAGGAUGCUUAGAAGUGAAAACAAGAGGCUGCAGGAUCAGCGGCAACAGAUGCUCUCCCGUUUGCACUACAGCUUUCACGGACACCAUUCCAAGAAGGGGCAGGUUGCAAAGUUAGACUUGGAAUGCAUGGUGCCGGUCAGUGGGCACGAGAACUGCUGUCUGACCUGUGAUAAAAUGAGACAAGCAGACCUCAGCAAUGAUAAGAUCCUCUCGCUCGUUCACUGGGGCAUGUACAGUGGGCACGGGAAGCUGGAAUUCGUAUGACCCAGUCUUAUCUGAACUACACUUCUUGAACGCUUGAAGGCCUUUUGAGUUCUGCUGGACAGGAGCACUUUAUCUGAAAACAAACUCAUUUAAUCAUCUUUGAGAGACAAAAUGACCUCUGCAAACAGAAUCUUGGAUAUUUCUUCUGAAGGAUUAUUUGCACAGACUUAAAUACAGUCAAAUGUGUUAUUUGCUUUAAAAUUAUAGAAAGCAAAGAGAAGACUUUGUACACACUGUCACCAGGGUUAUUUGCAUCCGAGGGAGAUGGAAUUGAGUACCUAAAUAAACAAAAAUGUGCCCUAUGUAAGCUUCUACAUCUUGAUUUAUUGUAAAGAUUUAAAAGAAAUAUAUAUAUUUUGUCUGAAA
Molecule: messenger RNA, 1557 nt
Organism: Rhinopithecus roxellana (golden snub-nosed monkey)
Lineage: Eukaryota; Metazoa; Chordata; Mammalia; Primates; Cercopithecidae
Gene: BAMBI
Product: BMP and activin membrane bound inhibitor
Exons: 3
Coding region: 409-1191 (260 amino acids)
Biological process (GO): transforming growth factor beta receptor signaling pathway; positive regulation of canonical Wnt signaling pathway; negative regulation of transforming growth factor beta receptor signaling pathway
Molecular function (GO): frizzled binding
Source: RefSeq, a predicted model, not a curated record